CAAAGGAGCUCGGAAAGAGUCAACCUUUGGUUAAGAUGUGUGGCAUUACAUCAGCUAAAGAUGCUGCAAUGGCAGCUGAAGCUGGUGCAAAUUUUAUUGGAAUGAUCAUGUGGCCUAACUCAAAGCGUUCAGUUUCGCCUUCUGUUGCAAUGGACAUAUCGAAAGUUGCAAGGGAUUAUGGAGCAGAGCCUGUGGGUGUAUUUGUGGAUGAUGAUUCAGAAACAAUUCUAAGAGCUUCUGAUGCAGCAAACCUUGAAUUUGUGCAGCUUCAUGGACAAGGAUCUUGGUUAGCUUUUCCAUCUUUAGUUCAGGAAAAUCGUGUAAUAUAUGUUCUCCAUGCAAAUGAGGACGGGAGCCUUUUAAACAAAAUUUCUGAUGAAGAGUGUUCUCUAGUUGAUUGGGUUCUUGUAGAUAGUGCAAAGGGUGGAAGUGGUAAAGCAUUCAAUUGGGCCCAGUUGAGACUACCAAAAACCAAAAGCAAGUACGGUUGGCUCUUAGCAGGAGGGAUCAAUCCUGAGAAUGUUUCUGAGGCUCUAUCUACACUCAAGCCUGAAGGGGUGGAUGUUAGCAGUGGCAUUUGUGCAUCAGAUGGAAUCCGUAAGGAUCAAUCAAGAAUAGCUUCCUUCAUGAAUGUUGUGCAUGCUUUUCAGUAUUGAUUCACCUUAAAUUAUUAUGUAUCUCAAGAAAGAAAUGUUGUGAUUUGGAAAUAUCCUCGUGAUGGCUUGUUACAAUUUUGUUUUCAAAACGAA
Cajanus cajan (pigeon pea) is the source of this 749-nucleotide messenger RNA. Lineage: Eukaryota; Viridiplantae; Streptophyta; Magnoliopsida; Fabales; Fabaceae. The record is from RefSeq and is a predicted model, not a curated record.